This is a messenger RNA of Gongylonema pulchrum, 249 nucleotides long. NCBI's taxonomy places the organism in Eukaryota, Metazoa, Nematoda, Chromadorea, Rhabditida, Gongylonematidae. The record is from the annotation of a GenBank genome assembly.
AUGCGAUUGUGGUAUUUCUUGCGAUUCGAUACACCGGAAUUUGAUGAAAUGGCUAUAGCGUGGGAAGAUGCUGCAGCAAGCUUUAUUGCCCACAUUCAGCAUUCCCGCAUCAUUGACCAAGGUUUGACGCGCAAUGCCAAUCGCCUGAAGCCAUACUUUUCGGUGACCAUUGUUGUACUCAUAUUUUUUACCACCAUCAAUGCGCUGGAAUGGAAAUUCUACAGCGGCUGCGGAUUGAGCUCAAGUUAG